AUGACAUUGGUGCCAGUCCCCAGCCCAGUCAGAUUCACAGAGCUCUUUGACGCCGUAUCAGAGCCGUUUGGGCCUGAAGCUGCUGAUGUCCUGUCAGAGGGAGAGGCUCAGAGCUGCUGCCGCCCGGAAUGUGAGGGAGGGAGACCGUUAGAACAAUGGCUCCACAGCGGGGGGCGUGGUCCGGGAACGCCGCGAGAGGCUGGAGUGGGGGGCGUGGUCCGGGAACGCCGCGAGAGACUGGAGCGGGAGAUGGAGAAACACGGAGGCGGCCGCGGCGUCCGGAAACUAGCGGGAAAAGACCUGGAUCCACAGAUUAGCACAAGUUUACGUGUCGGGAAUCUUUUAGGAAUAUCAACGUCCAAUUAG
Knipowitschia caucasica is the source of this 366-nucleotide messenger RNA. The record is from the annotation of a GenBank genome assembly. NCBI's taxonomy places the organism in Eukaryota, Metazoa, Chordata, Actinopteri, Gobiiformes, Gobiidae.